AUGGCUGCUAUGACAUGGCUGAAGAAAAAUCCGGUUGAAAGAUCGAAAGUACUACCUGAACUACUGGCAUGCCUUUGUUUGCAGAACUUGGAUGAACCCUUGGCAACUGAAAUACUUGAAAACCCUUUCGUUAAAGAAUAUUUAUUAAACAGUGAGCCUCAAAAUAGCAUAUGUUGCAAGGAUUUCGAGAAAAAUCUCAUCACGGAAUUUGAAAACAACACUAAAAAUAAUGAUAAUUCUGAAAAACUGAAGAGCUUAAUAUCAAAAGCAAAAGUCAUAUUCGGCAUUUAUCCGAUAACAUCUCAGUCUCGUUUACCUAAGAACAUAUUUCUUUUCUCAGGUUCGGCAUCUCAGUUUUCAUUUGAGAAGAAAUUCUACAUAACAUUUGAUGAAGAGCUCGAUAUAUGGCAAGAAAUUGAUGAAACCCCCAUAUGGCCCCAAGCUCUUGUUCCGAUUGGCAGCAGAGUCUAUAUGUUUGAUGAAUCUGAAAAUAAAAUUCUAGCUUUAAAUCUGGAAGACAAAUCCUGGACACAGUUGAACCCCAUGAAUAUACCACGUAACGAAUACAGUGUUGUGGAUAUAGGAUUGAGCAUCUAUGUACUGGGAGGAACUAUCUUCUCUUCACACGUGCAUACAUCUUUGGUAGAAAAAUAUAAUUGUCUAACGGGACUGUGGGAAGAUGUCAGUUCCAUGCUUCCUAUGAAUAGUGGAUUUGCCAUUGGAGCUGAAAAUGUAAUUUAUGCCGUUGGAGUUAUCCAAAACGGUCGAGAUUUUGAAAUGAUUGCACAGGUUUACGACCCAGAGCAGGAUACCUGGUCAUUGAUAAAUGCUCCUAAUAUAUACCGAAAUAAUUUCGCUCUUGUUUCUCUUCGGGGUAAAGUAUACAUUCUGGGUGGAACUGAUAAUGGCGAAUAUUUGAGAUCUGUGGAAGAAUACGAUACUGAAGAGGACAUAUGGAAGCCCUUUGCAGACUUGCCUUUCCCUUAUUACUCUCCGAAAGCUACAAUCUUCAAGGAUAUGGUAUUAGUAUAUGAUGAUGUUUCGCAAGGAAAUUAUUCACCUUACCCCCCUUCUUACUGGGAUGAAAAAUCACAAAAUUGGCAGUUGUCGGGUUUAGUUUCCCUUUCGAUGUACAAAUUUUGCGCCAUAAAAGACGAACAUGCCAUCAAAAACUUAGUGAGGAAGAAUAAUGAUUCAGGCAUAAACUGGAAAAAAAGUCCUUUUGCUAAUUCAUUCUUCUUUAUUAAGUAA
Stegodyphus dumicola is the source of this 1251-nucleotide messenger RNA. Its product is annotated as kelch-like protein 41a. The record is from RefSeq and is a predicted model, not a curated record. Lineage: Eukaryota; Metazoa; Arthropoda; Arachnida; Araneae; Eresidae. Gene Ontology annotation, molecular function: protein binding.